Messenger RNA from Acanthochromis polyacanthus (spiny chromis), 4152 nucleotides. Its product is annotated as cadherin-20. Gene Ontology annotation, biological process: calcium-dependent cell-cell adhesion; multicellular organism development; cell-cell junction assembly. The record is from RefSeq and is a predicted model, not a curated record. The transcript is spliced from 12 exons. Gene Ontology annotation, cellular component: adherens junction; catenin complex; plasma membrane. Gene Ontology annotation, molecular function: cadherin binding; calcium ion binding. The coding region runs from base 458 to 2848 and encodes 796 amino acids. Lineage: Eukaryota; Metazoa; Chordata; Actinopteri; Pomacentridae.
CCCACUGAUUGUAAAGAGAGGGACAAUUGGUCCUUUAGCCUGAUUGGGUCCCCAGAUAGGCAACAACUCGGGGAUGAGAGUGUGCAGACAGGCAUGAGAGGCAGCAACAGAGCAGAGGCAGCACGAGAAGACAUAUAUUUAUUUUUAUAUAAUAGUGCACGGAGGGAACUUUACAAAGAGGCCAGCCAGAGAGAGGCAGCGUGGACUCAAGGUGACUUUAGGGAAACUGAUGCUCUGCAGGCAGCGGCUUUCACAACUUUUUUUUGCAGAAGAGGGGGGAAAUUUAGCGAGCGUGCAGGGAAAAAGAAGAACAAAGAGAUAAGAGGAGGAGAAUUUUUCCCACAUAAGGAGGAGUAAAGUUGAAAAGCAGAAAGGUCGCCGGCAGCAAGUCAGAAAAACGGGAACCGAGAAAUAACUGCCCUCGAAGGGGAAAGAGUCUUUUCAAAUACGACUCACGAUGGGAGACGGAUUGCAUCUUCCAGCAGCUGCCAGCACCUUGCUCCUCGCGGCCUUUGGCGUGUUGACCCUCCUGCCCCACUGCCUUGUGGGUAAGCCGACAGAGGAGGAAAACGCAGGAAGCUCGGCGCUGCUGCAGAGGGUGAAGCGAGGCUGGGUGUGGAAUCAGUUCUUUGUCCUGGAGGAGUACACCGGACUGGAACCUCUUUACAUCGGAAAGCUCCACUCCGAUAUGGAUAAAGGCGACGGCUCCAUCAAGUACAUCCUGACGGGCGAAGGCGCCGGCACCACCUUCACCAUCGACGACAGCACGGGAGACAUCCACGCCAUCCAGAGGCUGGACCGGGAGGUUAAAGCCCAGUACGUCCUCCGAGCCCAGGCCCGGAACCGCCUGACGGAUCGGCCUCUGGAGCCAGAGUCCGAGUUCAUUGUCAAGAUCCAGGACAUCAACGACAACGAGCCGAGGUUCCUGGAUGGCCCCUACCAGGCGACUGUGCCAGAAAUGUCCAAAAUAGGAACAUCUGUGAUCCAGCUGACUGCCACAGAUGCCGAUGAUCCCACGUAUGGAAACAGCGCCCGGGUGGUUUACAGCAUCCUGGAGGGGCAGCCUUAUUUCUCGGUGGAUCCCAAGACCGGUGUGGUCCGGGUGUCUCUGGCCGACAUGGACCGAGAAACCAGAGAAAACUACACCGUGGUCAUCCAGGCCAAGGACAUGGGCGGCCAGCUGGGUGGGCUCGCCGGCACCACCACCGUCAACAUCACGCUCAGCGACGUCAACGACAACCCGCCCAUGUUCGACCAGAGGUUGUACCAGAUGAGCGUCCCCGAGUCGGCUCCUGUGGGCUCAGUGGUGGGUCGCAUCUGGGCGAAGGACAGGGACAUCGGGGUCAACGCCGAGAUGAAGUACAGCAUCAUAGACGGGGACGGCAGGGACACGUUCGACAUCAGCACCGACCCAACCAACCUCUUCGGCAUCAUCACGGUGAAAAAGCCGCUGAACUUUGAGAACAAGCCGAGCUACACUCUGAAGGUGGAGGGAGCCAACACCCACCUGGAUCCGACCUUCCGCCACCGCGGGCCGUUCAAGGACGUCACCAUUGUGCACGUGAGCGUGGAGGACGUGGACGAGCCCCCGCUGUUCGACUCGCCGGCCUACUUGAUCGAACUGCCAGAGGACGCAGAGAUCGGGACGGUGGUGAAGACGGUGUCGGCGAGGGAUCCGGACGCCGCCAACAACACUGUGAGGUACUCCAUCGAGAGGACCAGUGACCCCGAGAAGUUCUUCUACAUCGAGAUCACCUCCGGGGCGCUGAUGACGGUGCGUCCGCUGGACCGAGAGCAGAUCGGAUGGCACAACAUCACCGUCCUCGCCAUGGAGAUGAAUAACCCCUCGCAGAUCGCCAGCGUGUCGGUGGCCGUGAAGGUUUCGGACGUCAACGACAAUCCUCCGUCGCUGCCGCACUAUUUGGAGGCGUUUGUUUGUGAAAACGCCAAAGCAGGACAGCUGAUCCAGACAGUGACGGCGGUGGAUCCGGAUGAGCCCCUCGGUGGACAACAUUUCUACUACAGUUUGGCUCCAGAAGCCGCCAACAACCCAAACUUCACUCUGAGAGACAACCAAGACAACACAGCGUGGAUCCUGACUCGGCGUGGAGACUGGUCGCAGCACGACCAGACCGUCUUCUACCUGCCCAUCUUCAUCUCCGAUGGCGAGCAGCCGGUCCAGACCAGCACCAGCACGCUGACCAUCCGAGUGUGCAGAUGCGACCACGAGGGAAACGUCUUGUCGUGCAACGCCGAGGCCUACAGCCUGCCGGCCAGUCUCAGCAGGGGAGCGCUCAUCGCCAUCCUGGCCUGCAUCUUCGUCCUGCUGGUGAUGAUUCUGCUCAUGCUUUCCUUGCGGGCCCAUCGGAAGAAGCCCUAUCUGUGCGACGAGGAGGAGAACGUGCACGAGAACAUCGUACGCUACGACGACGAGGGCGGUGGCGAGGAGGACACCGAAGCCUUCGACAUCGCCGCCAUGUGGAACCCCCGCGAGGCGCACCACCACCUGGCCAAGAUGAGGCAGGACAUGCUACCAGAGAUCGAGAGCCUGUCGCGCUACGUCCCCCAGGCGUGUGUCAUGGGCGGCGGCGGCGACAGCAACGUCCACGGGUACGUUCUGGCGAAGCUCCUGGAGGCCGACUUCGACCCGUGCGCCCCGCCGUACGACUCCCUGCAGACCUACGCCUACGAGGGCGAAGGCUCGGUGGCUGAGUCGCUCAGCUCGCUCCAGUCGGGAACCUCGAACACCGACCACGAGUAUGACUAUCUCAACGACUGGGGGCCUCGCUUUAAAAAACUUGCCGAGAUGUACGGCGUGCUCGAGACAAACAGUCCUCCGAUGUGGUAGGAUGGAGGAACCUUUGCCUUUUUCAAUCUAGACCAAGAAACAGACAAAAAACACAACUGAGAAGUGACACAAUGAAGUCGGGAUGCGCUCGCACACCCGUGACUGUCAGAAAUUCCUGUCGAAGCCUCGAUUCUCCACAGCCUUGAAGGCCUGAGACGCCUGCAGCAGCGGUGUGAGCUGGUUUUAAAUCUCCCCCCAGAGAGGGGCUUCAGACACGGGCUGGAUUUGGCAGACUCUAGGGGGCCUCGCCGAGAAUCGGCUUCAAAGCACAUGUGAACUCCCCCGCCUGACGCAGCCACAAGCAGAGCCCCUUUGGUUCAAAGUGUUGAGCGAUUUGUGCCGGAGAUUAAAAAAAAAAAACAAGGACUACCUUUACUCACCGCAACACGAGGAGACAAACUCUGACAUCCACCGUUCAGACUUUGUGCUCAGAAAGCGAGGAGUCAUUGCUGCAUAUUGGUGUUUUUUUUUGUUUCAUCUGUGGCAGGUCUUAAUUUAUUUCCUUGUUCCGUGUACUGUAUUUAUAUGUUUUGCUAAAUUAUUUGGGGUCUUUUCAAAACCAACACUUGUACUUAAAACUGCCGAGGAAAUCUUCACGUACAUGUUGUAACAUACAUGAUGUUUUCAGUCCGUGUGAGAAGAUGCAUCUCUGUUUUGAGGUGUCCACGCUGUAUCCCAUGUGGGUUAUUGUACUAUUGGUUUCUGUCUUAUUUUUGAGCUGUGUGUAUCUUUCUUUUCCCAAAAAGAACAUAAAGCUGUUGUCCAUUCAUGAGGAUCAGAGGAAAGCCUUUUGAAAAUAUCUGGACAUACUUCAGCAGACGGUUGAAUCCCACCUGAGAUGUGUAGCACAGCGGGAAUGUCUGCACAUGGACGAGCACACAACCGAUUCGCCUUUUUUCAUUUCGGAUCCACCGCUGUGCCAACCGGGAGUCCGACGACAGCGAAGGCUCGAUCUGUCCCGUUUGAGAUACCGUGUUGCUUCUCUGCCACCACGCAAAUGUGGCUUUUAAUCCUCCAACCCUGUGGACUACAGAGACAUUGAUAAUCUGCAUUAAGUGCCAAAUGUAAAAAGGACAAAAGAGACAUUUUGGAAGACGAAUUCAAAAAAAGAAAGAAGAAGCAAAACACACAAACACCAAAAGGCAAAAAAGGAUUUUGCAGACAGGGAGGGGAAGCGGAGGUGCAUUUUGAUAAUUCAAUUAGGUGGAGUUUACUUGAAAUCCAUGUGGUCAUUCAUGCUACAAUAAGUGGUAUGUGAAUGUAGAUAAUUUUUGUAUUCUUGGUAAUAAAAAGAUAAAAAAUCA